Molecule: messenger RNA, 1619 nt
Organism: Meloidogyne enterolobii
Lineage: Eukaryota; Metazoa; Nematoda; Chromadorea; Rhabditida; Meloidogynidae
Source: the annotation of a GenBank genome assembly
UUUUGCGUUUUUCACGAUUGCCUCUUGCGCCCACCCCUGAUCGAGAUUUAACUGUAUUGAAUUUUUUUGUUUAUAUUAAGUUCAUUAUAUUAAUCAUCUUCCAUUCUAGUUUUUCUUCUACGAUUGAGAUACUGCAAUAAGCUAUUUAUUCUCAAGAUAUAGAAAAAAAUUUCACAACUCGAGACUCGUUUCCCCUUACCCUGAAAAGACACCCCUUCCAUUUUCUCCCUAAAAUUAUUUUAAUAAAAAUAAGGUUAUAAUCAAUUUAUUCAAAAAAAUGUAAAUAUAAUUUUCCACGUUUAACUUUAAAAUUGUUUAAAUUCCUUUACAUUCCAUUAUUUUUUCAUUUUUUUCUAGUCCCAACAAAAUCAACAGAAUUUAUUAACAACACCAAUUUAAAUACAAAUUCCUCCUCUCGCCUAUCUAAUACAUUCAAGCUUUUUUCCCUUUCACGUUUUUGUAAAUGUCCAUCACCCCAAAGACAAAAAUUUUAUUCAAAACAACAAUUUGCUUCCUCUACUAGUGAAAUACACAAAAUUGGAAUUUGUGGGAAAAAUAAUUUUGAAAAUUUUGACAAACCAUUUUUCACUGGAAAACCCCAAAAAAGUCAAAGUUUAUUCGAUUUGACUAGCAACAAACAAAUUGAACAAGAAGAACUUCCUAAAGAAUCUGUUAGAACUAUAAGGGCAGAAAUGGGAGCGAUUGAAGCUGAGGCGUGUGGAAUGCUGGGAAGGCUUCAGUUUCAUGUUCAGGGUGAGUCAAUAAUCGGCUUUGCACGCAUCUGUACUGGAGACGUUUUUGAAGUUUGCAUUCGUCAUGGCCACCAACGUUGGCGAACUCGCGGAAAAACGCAGCCAGACAGAUCACAACGUUGGGACCUACAACCCCCAAUAGCCUCCAUACAAGUUUUGUGGAAUGUGCCUGUACAGGUUCGGGUACUCGAGAUUGGCUUCCUUCGAGCUCGCUGUCUCAGUGAACGGCAAUUUGACCCUGCUAAGUUUGCGGCAGCACAGCCCCAAUUGGUCACGAUGAAUUUAAAUAGUUCUGGAAGUUUAAAAUUGAGAUUGGUUGUGACCUGGUUGCCUCUACUCUCUUCUAAUAUGCCUACACAAUUUAAUAAUAUGUUAAAUCAAAAACAACUUCAAGUUAAAGAAAAUGGAUUUAAUAACAACAAUAAUCAUGCUUCCUUAUCACAACAAAAUUCGUUGGCACAAAGGCCAGAGCCUCCAGAACGUUCUGGAAUCAACAGUAAACUUCGCCAACAUCAAUCCCAAGUUCUCCUACCAUCCGUAAACAAUAAUAAUCAAAAAACACAACAAAAUGGUGUUAGUAUUUGGAGAACUACAAGUAGUAAUUCUCCUUCAGCUUUUCCCUCUCAAGCUGGAAAUAAUAAUAAAACAGUAUGGCAAAACAACAAUAAUAAUAACAAUAAUAAUCAGGCUAAUACAACAAAUAAUAACGAACAAAUUAAUGGAGGAAAGUCAAAUGGUAAAAUAUUUAACAGUUUUUCAAUAGACACAUUAUUAAAAAAUGAAAUUACAAACUUAAAUUUGGAUACCGUAUAUGCUCGAAUAAUUACCCUGGGUAAUUAUUGUUUCGACCUCUCGCUGGAGGGGUAA